UGCACAUUGUUUUCUUGUAUUUUCGUGGUUAGAGACCGGAGAGUGGUCAGCAAGGUCUGUGUGUGGAGGGGUCGGGAGAAAUGGAUGAUGGUCGACAAGCAAUGAUGAAACAUUAAGAAAGGAUUCUUCGGCAAGCUAGACCGAUCCAAGUUUCUAACCCGACUUAGCGACAAACUCGGCGAUUAUGCCCAGCGCCGACUUAGCCGUAAGAAGUUUAUCAGAAGUGGAGAAAUACCUCAACAGCCGGAACGAAAUGGCGGAACGAAGCAAUGGCGAUGGAAACAGCCUGAACAUUCGGGAGGCGAUGCGGCGCGGCAGCUCCGAGAACAACCUGGAUUUGGACCUGAGUAGCAUCCCAGACUCCCAGCGCUAUCUAGACUCCUCCCACCGCAGCUUAGACUCCGCCUACCGUUCCCUGCCCCCCGGCCUCAACAGCCUGCAGCAGAAGAUCCUUAGGGUCACCGAGCAGCUGAAGAUUGAGCAGGAGGCGCGUGACGAGAACGUGGCGGAGUACCUGAAACUGGUCAACAGUGCCGACAAACAACAGGUGGGGCGCAUCAAGCAGGUGUUUGAGAAGAAGAACCAGAAGUCGGCUCAAAGCAUCGCCAACAUGCAGAAGAAGCUGGAGCAGUACCACAAGAAGAUGAAGGACAGCAGCGAGAAGGAGGCCAGCUCCAGACACCACAGUGGCCCCGGAGAGACCCACAGGGACGCGCUGAGCCACACCCCCAGCCACGUCAGCAGUGGCAGCGGUCGACACCCCACCGACAAGGUCAAGACUGUGGGGCCCGGCGUCUCGCUGUCGCCGCCCUUCUUCUUCAGCAAGCCCCGGGACUUCGCCAACCUCAUCAGGAACAAGUUUGGCAGCGCUGACAACAUUGCCCACCUGAAAACCUCCCUGGACAAUCAGUCGCCGUUCCACUCCGAGGGAACAGGACGGGCUUUGAGCGGGAGCGCCACCAUAGUCGGCGGGAAGACCGCCCCCACCCCCGCCGCCACACCCACCGCGAAGUACACCAGCGACGACGAGUGCUCCUCCGGGACGUCCCUGUCGGCGGACAGCAACGGGAACGUCAUGACCCUGGGGGCGGCCCCGGGCGUGGAGGGGGGCGCCGGGGCCGCAGGGACCCCAGGGCAGAGCUUGGAGGCUGGGGACAGCCAGGGGAGGCUGGUCCCCGGCGUGGAGGAGAUCCGGGAGGCACAGGGACAGCUGGAGGAGGACAUGGAGAAUCUCAGGAGCCAGUUUAAGAAGGAUUACGUCUUCCUCACCCAGACGCUACAGGAGGAGAGAUACAGGUGUGAGCGGUUGGAGGACCAGCUGAAUGACCUGACCGAGCUGCACCAGGCCGAGACGGCGGACCUGAAGCAGGAGCUGGCCAGCAUCGAGGAGAGGGUGGCCUAUCAGGCCUACGAAAGAGCCAGAGAUAUCCAGGAGGCCCUGGAGUCCUGCCAGACGCGGGUCUCUAAACUGGAACUCCAGCAGCAGCAGCAGCAGACCGUGCAGCUGGAGUCCCGUGAUGCCCGGGUGCUCCUGGGUAAGAGCAUCAACAUCAUGCUGGCCAUCGUCACCGUGAUCCUCGUCUGCGUAUCCACGGCCGCCAAGUUCGCCGCGCCCCUCAUGAGGAGCCGACGCCACGUGAUGGGCACCUUCCUGGGCAUGUGCCUCCUGGCCCUGUUCUGGAGGAACUGGGACAGUCUCCAGUGUGCUGUGGAGCGGGUGCUGAUGCCAGCCUGACAGAACAGAAUGGGCCAUGCCGUCCAAUCAGAACCCUGCCAAUCAGAACCUCUGGAAUGACCGAAGACCUCCGUCUAAAUAGUAAAUGUACAAGUGAUUAUGUGCAGUGGUCCCUGAAUGAGGAGAAGGGGGCUGACCUAACACGGUCACGGACUGACUGGUUAUCCCCUCCACACCGACUAACACUGACUGCCGACGACCAUGUGGGAGAACACGAGGACAGACCAGACCGUAGCUCUGUCAGGCCGUGUCGUAAGUGCUGCUGCUUCCUGCAACGUUGUGUCACAGGACUUUUGUCCAUGAGUCGACGAUGCCUGGUUGGACCGAGGAGGCUAAUGACAGUGAAGGAUAAUGCUGGACAGAGGAGGAUAAUGCUGCUUGUUAUCCUGUGACUCCAUCAAAGCUCACCCAAACAGCAUGUUUAAAUGCGGGGGGGGGGG
This is a messenger RNA of Esox lucius (northern pike), 2175 nucleotides long. RefSeq names its product transmembrane and coiled-coil domain protein 3-like. NCBI's taxonomy places the organism in Eukaryota, Metazoa, Chordata, Actinopteri, Esociformes, Esocidae. Bases 185 to 1735 code for a protein of 516 amino acids. The transcript has 8 exons. The record is from RefSeq and is a predicted model, not a curated record. Gene Ontology annotation, cellular component: endomembrane system.